CUAACAAUGCUACAACCUACUAUAGAUAAAGUACUUGUAGUAGAAUAAAUAAAGUUUGUCAGGAAUUAGGAUUGAGGAUUCAAUCUCGCGAAUGUUAAUUGCAUAGCCAUUAUAAAAGUUUAAUAACGUCUUAUUGUUUUAUCCUGAGUAUUACGUAAAAAGAUGUAUUCCAGUGAUGAUUAUAACGAGGGUGGCUAUGAAUCAUAUGGUGAUUAUGAACCACAUACAGGUGAUCCUCAAUAUGACCUUGAGUUUGAUAGAUCAUCCUACUAUCAAAUGCCAGAAUUGGUUAAGAAAUUUCUUGUUUACUUUAGAAACAUGAUAAACGAGGGUGUUACAUAUGAAAUUCUUAAUCUUUAUGAGAACACUUUUCCGAAGUUGACUGAACAAUAUUUUGAGAACACUCCAUGGCCUGAUGAAAAAGAAGUGGCUCCUCUAGUAGACAAUGAUCAAGUGUUUAUGAUUCUCUAUAAAGAGUUAUACUUUCGGGAUAUCUAUGCCCGUGUACCUGGAGGACCCAAGCCGGAGCAACGAUUCUUAUCAUUCUACAACUACUGUGAUUUGUUUAAUUACAUACUGUCUGCUGAGACUCCGGUACCCUUAGAAUUGCCAGACCAAUGGCUUUGGGAGCUGGUAGAUGAAUUUGUUUACCAGUUUCAAUCAUUUGCACAGUACAGGUCCCGCACUUCAAAGUUAAGUCCUGCUGAAAUUGACGCCCUGAACACUGAAAAUAAAGCAUGGAAUGUGCUGUGUAUUCUGAAUGUGCUUCAUUCACUGGUGGACAAGUCUAACAUUAAAAAACAACUUGAAGUUUAUGCUGCCGGUGGUGACCCCGACUCAGUGGCUGGAGAGUUUGGUCGUCACUCAUUGUACAAGAUGCUGGGGUACUUUUCCCUGGUGGGACUACUGCGUCUACAUUCUCUACUCGGCGACUACUACCAAGCCAUUAAGGUCCUGGAGAACAUCGAGCUGCACAAGAAGUCCCAGUACUCGCACGUGCCCGCGUGCCAGAUCUCCACGUCGUACUACGUGGGGUUCGCGUACAUGAUGAUGCGGCGCUACUCCGACGCCAUCCGCACUCUGUCCUCGGCCCUGCUGUACAUGCAGCGCACCAAACAGCUGUUCUCGUCGCGCUCCUACCAGAACGACCAGAUCAACAAGCAGACCGAGCAGAUGUACCACUUGCUGGCCAUCUGUUUAGUGUUGCAUCCGCAGUGCGUCGACGAGUCCAUACAGCAGGUUCUGCGUGAGAAGAAUUAUCACGAGAAGAUGUUCAAGAUGCAGUACGGUGAUCUAGGCGAGUUCGAGAGCUGCUUUACAUUCGCUUGCCCCAAGUUUCUGUCGCCCUGCCCCCCGCCCAUAGAGCCUGGCUCCAACUAUGGCCGUGAUGCUGUGAAGCAUCAGACCCAAGUCUUCAUGGAUGAGGUCCGGCAACAAAAGAUGCUGCCCACGAUCCGGUCGUACCUGAAGCUGUACACCACUCUGCCGAUGGCGAAGCUUGCCGCCUUCAUGUCUGCGGCGCGCGGCGGCGGAGAACGAGACGCGGCGCGGGAACACGCCGCUCUGGCCAUCCACCUGCUGUGCUUCAAGCACAAGAUGAAGAACGUGGUGUGGAGCAAGGGACCCAGCGGCCUGGACGGCAAGUUCCAGAGCGGCUCCGAGUUGGACUUCUACAUCGAUAACGACAUGAUUCACAUCGCCGAUACUAAAGUAGCACACCGCUAUGGCGAUUUCUUUAUCCGUAAGCUCCUCAAGUUUGAAGAACUCAACCGCAAGUUGCAUCAUAUUAAGAUUUAGUGCGGCGUUUUGUGAUAAAUAAAUAUCAUAUUAUAA
Molecule: messenger RNA, 1833 nt
Organism: Leptidea sinapis
Lineage: Eukaryota; Metazoa; Arthropoda; Insecta; Lepidoptera; Pieridae
Gene: eIF3l
Product: eukaryotic translation initiation factor 3 subunit L
Exons: 10
Coding region: 163-1797 (544 amino acids)
Biological process (GO): translational initiation
Cellular component (GO): eukaryotic translation initiation factor 3 complex; cytoplasm
Molecular function (GO): translation initiation factor activity; protein binding
Source: RefSeq, a predicted model, not a curated record